Messenger RNA from Anneissia japonica, 1442 nucleotides. RefSeq names its product structure-specific endonuclease subunit slx1-like. The transcript has 6 exons. The coding region runs from base 157 to 1014 and encodes 285 amino acids. The record is from RefSeq and is a predicted model, not a curated record. Gene Ontology annotation, molecular function: 5'-flap endonuclease activity; crossover junction DNA endonuclease activity. Gene Ontology annotation, biological process: double-strand break repair via homologous recombination. NCBI's taxonomy places the organism in Eukaryota, Metazoa, Echinodermata, Crinoidea, Comatulida, Comatulidae. Gene Ontology annotation, cellular component: Slx1-Slx4 complex.
GAUAGAUGGCGGUGUUGAGUUCGCAGCAUAGUAGCUAGAGGUUCGCAGUGACAGCGCACAGGCGCAGUGAGAAGUUCACGCAUAGAUGAACGUGCGAAUAGUCUCUUCCAAUCAAAAAUGUAAACAUUAGAAGAAAAGGUUUUUGCUAAGAAUAAGAUGGUGCAGGAAGUAGAAUGCUUUUUUGGUGUCUAUCUUUUAAAAAAUGAGAACCCAAAGUACAAGGGGCGCACAUACAUCGGGUAUACAGUUAAUCCAAGUAGAAGAAUUCAACAACACAACAAAGGGUCAAAAUUUGGAGGAGCAAGAAGGACAAGUGGUAAAGGACCAUGGCAAAUGGUUUUAAUAAUCCAUGGGUUUCCAAAUGACGUUUCAGCAUUGAGAUUUGAGUGGUCCUGGCAGCACCCAAAAUCUUCACGCCGAUUGAAAACACUUAGUGGAAAAUCGUCCAAAGAGAGCCAAUUUAAUUAUCGAUUUCGCAUAUUGAGUAAUAUGCUUAGAACAGCGCCAUGGUCUCGUCUACCGUUGACAGUUCGUUGGCUAAAACAAGAAUAUCAAGUAGACUUUGCAGAUAAUUUGCAGCCUCCUGCACAUAUGCCAAUGGCAUAUGGCUUAGUCAAGAGUAUCAAAGUAGCUAAGAGUCCAAAGAAAAAAGGCAAAGGUGACUCAGAUGCAGCAAAGGGAGACAAACAUGAAGAAGUAGAUACAUUAUCUCAGUCCAGUCAAUCAAUCAAUAAGUGCAGAUGUCAAGUGUGUGUCAAACGAAUUCAGCCUACAGAUAAUGUAAUGUCGUGCCUAUACCCCAGAUGCUCAAUGGUAGCACAUGUGAUUUGCAUUGCAAAUGUAUUUCUCCGCAAUACAGAUGAGCUGUUACCUGUACAGGGUACCUGUCCUUUGUGCAGGCAGCAGCUUCUUUGGGGAGAUUUGGUGAGAAAAAAGAAUGGAUGCUAUGAAGAAAUGGAAAACAUGACAGAGGAUGUAUGGGAUGGCCACUGGUCUCAAGCUCUUCAAACAUAACAGUAUUCAGCUUUCGCAUUAAAUUUAAAUGUUUACAACUGCUGAUAAUGUAAAUUAAGUGGUGUUGCAAUUUGCCGAUUGAAGAUGAUUGCCUUCUAAUCCCAUGGUCCUGGGUUUCAUUCCUGUCAGUGUUGAAGGAUAUUUUAUAACUCCAAAUCCUAAAGCUUAAUAAUCCGACUUUAGUCUUGAGGAAGGGAGUGCUACCUACUGUAAUAAAUAGGGCAGCAAUUAAGCUUGCUAUUGGUAAUUAUUUAUAUUUCGGAUUUUAUUGUAAAACAUUUUCAGCAAUUGGCUGCUGUUUUGUAUUUGUUGUACAGUAUACUGAAAUAAAUUAAAAAAAAAAAAAUUAUUGGCCCAUGUGCCUACAAUAAGAAUUAAUGGAUGUACAGUAAAUACAAUAAAGAAAUAAAUUAAAUCAGACAUAUUUA